CUCGCCUCUCGAGGAGAGGUCGCGGAGCCAUCAGGGGCCACGCACCCAGAGUGGACGGAGAGUGCAGAACCUUGACCGGCAAGCUGAGAAAAAAAGGCACGCCGGCUGUCAUGGAAGGGAGGAAGGCGAGAAGACCCGACUAGACGUGGCGGCGGUGGGAUUUUGUUUCCUGCGGUGGCGGACUGAUUUAGCAGUACGUUAACUUCCGGAAGCGUCCUGUCCCUGAGAGGAAAAGCCCUGAAGGAAACAAUAACAAACGACAGGAGGAAGCGCUUCUGGGUCUUCUGUGAGGAAUAGUUCUCUCCUAAGAAGAUGCGCUGCGGCCCCUGUGAGGAGACGUGAGAGGGCUUGGCGGCCGUCACCCAGCCUUUCCCGGCUUGUGCACCUCAGGGCCCCCUGGCUUUUACCAUGGCGGGCGUGGGCCCGGGGGGCUACGCGGCGGAGUUCGUGCCGCCGCCCGAGUGCCCGGUCUUUGAGCCCAGUUGGGAGGAGUUCACAGACCCGCUAAGUUUUAUCGGUCGCAUCCGGCCUCUGGCUGAGAAAACUGGCAUCUGCAAAAUCCGUCCACCCAAGGAUUGGCAACCUCCAUUUGCUUGUGAAGUAAAAACCUUCCGAUUCACUCCCAGAGUCCAGCGCCUGAAUGAACUUGAGGCAAUGACUAGAGUAAGAUUGGACUUCUUGGAUCAACUGGCAAAAUUUUGGGAACUUCAAGGAUCUACAUUGAAGAUUCCCGUGGUGGAGAGAAAAAUCCUGGAUUUGUAUGCUUUAAGCAAGAUUGUUGCCAGCAAAGGAGGUUUUGAAAUAGUCACCAAAGAGAAGAAAUGGUCUAAAGUGGGUAGCCGUUUGGGAUAUCUGCCAGGAAAAGGAACUGGGUCUCUUUUGAAGUCACACUAUGAAAGAAUUCUCUACCCAUAUGAGCUUUUCCAAUCUGGUGUCAGCCUUAUGGGUGUACAAAUGCCUGAUUUAGAUCUUAAGGAAAAAGUUGAAGCUGAGGUUCUCAGUACUGACAUCCAGCCUUCCCCAGAGCGGGGAACAAGAAUGAAUAUCCCACCAAAGAGAACAAGACGAGUUAAAUCCCAGUCAGACUCUGGAGAAGUAAAUAGAAAUACAGAACUGAAGAAACUUCAGAUUUUUGGGGCUGGACCCAAAGUAGUAGGCCUGGCAGUAGGAGCAAAAGAUAAAGAAGAUGAGGUCACCCGAAGACGGAAAGUUACCAACAGGUCAGAUGCAUUUAACAUGCAGAUGAGACAACGGAAAGGAACUCUCUCUGUUAACUUUGUCGAUCUCUAUGUUUGCAUGUUUUGUGGUCGAGGAAACAAUGAGGAUAAACUGCUUUUGUGUGACGGGUGUGAUGACAGCUACCAUACAUUUUGUCUGCUUCCACCACUUCCUGAUGUGCCCAAAGGAGACUGGAGGUGUCCUAAAUGUGUUGCUGAGGAAUGUAACAAACCUCGAGAAGCCUUUGGAUUUGAGCAAGCUAUAAGAGAAUAUACACUUCAAAGCUUCGGAGAGAUGGCAGAUAAUUUUAAGUCUGAUUAUUUCAAUAUGCCAGUGCAUAUGGUUCCUACAGAGCUAGUAGAAAAGGAGUUCUGGCGGCUAGUAAGUAGUAUUGAAGAAGACGUCAUUGUAGAGUAUGGAGCUGAUAUCUCUUCAAAAGAUUUUGGAAGUGGAUUUCCUAUAAAGGAUGGUCAGAGAAAGAUGUUACCAGAAGAGGAGGAGUAUGCACUUUCUGGUUGGAAUUUGAAUAACAUGCCUGUUCUGGAGCAGUCUGUUCUUGCUCAUAUUAAUGUGGACAUUUCUGGUAUGAAGGUGCCGUGGCUCUAUGUGGGAAUGUGCUUUUCUUCUUUUUGCUGGCAUAUUGAAGAUCACUGGAGUUAUUCAAUUAACUACUUGCAUUGGGGCGAGCCAAAGACAUGGUAUGGUGUACCAUCUCAUGCUGCAGAACAACUGGAGGAGGUGAUGAGGGAGCUGGCCCCUGAGUUAUUUGAAUCACAGCCUGACCUCCUACAUCAGUUAGUAACCAUCAUGAACCCAAAUGUGCUCAUGGAGCAUGGUGUGCCUGUGUACAGAACUAAUCAGUGUGCUGGAGAGUUUGUGGUGACGUUUCCUCGUGCCUAUCACUCUGGAUUUAACCAGGGAUACAACUUUGCUGAAGCCGUGAACUUCUGUACUGCUGACUGGUUGCCCAUUGGACGUCAGUGUGUAAAUCACUAUCGACGGCUGAGGCGCCAUUGUGUCUUUUCACAUGAGGAACUCAUUUUCAAGAUGGCAGCAGAUCCAGAAUGCUUAGAUGUGGGGCUGGCUGCCAUGGUAUGCAAAGAGUUGACUCUCAUGACUGAAGAAGAAACACGAUUGAGGGAAUCGGUUGUUCAAAUGGGUGUCGUGAUGUCAGAAGAAGAAGUCUUCGAACUUGUUCCUGAUGAUGAGCGGCAGUGUUCAGCAUGCAGAACCACAUGUUUUCUCUCAGCUCUCACAUGCUCCUGUAAUCCAGAGCGACUUGUAUGUUUGUAUCAUCCAACUGAUUUGUGCUCCUGCCCCAUGCAGAACAAAUGUCUUAGGUACCGAUACCCACUUGAAGACCUCCCAUCUCUGCUUUAUGGUGUCAAAGUGAGAGCACAGUCCUAUGACACUUGGGUCAAUCGUGUCACAGAAGCAUUAUCAGCUAGCUUCAACCAUAAGAAAGAUUUGAUUGAAUUGAGAGUAAUGCUGGAAGAUGCUGAGGAUAGGAAAUACCCAGAGAAUGAUCUCUUUCGAAAGCUCAGGGAUGCGGUAAAAGAAGCUGAGACCUGUGGUUCUGUGGCUCAGCUGCUUCUGAGCAAAAAACAAAAACACAGGCAGAGCUCAGAUAGUGGGAAGACUCGGACCAAACUGACAGUAGAAGAAUUGAAGGCCUUUGUCCAACAACUUGUUAGUCUUCCGUGUGUCAUCAGCCAAACUCGACAAGUAAAGAAUCUGCUGGAUGAUGUAGAAGAAUUUCAUGAACGUGCCCAGGAGGCCAUGAUGGAUGAAACUCCAGAUUCUUCCAAACUCCAAGUGUUAAUAGACAUGGGCUCUAGUCUCUAUGUGGAACUACCUGAAUUGCCCCGACUAAAGCAAGAGCUACAGCAGGCUCGGUGGCUGGAUGAAGUAAGACUGACUCUAUCAGACCCACAACAAGUCACUUUGGAUGUCAUGAAGAAAUUGAUUGACUCUGGGGUAGGCUUGGCACCUCACCAUGCUGUGGAAAAGGCAAUGGCUGAACUACAGGAACUUCUUACAGUCUCUGAACGAUGGGAAGAGAAGGCGAAGGUCUGCCUGCAGGCAAGACCACGGCACAGUAUGGCAAAUUUAGAAAAUAUUGUAAAUGAAGCCAAGAACAUUCCAGCCUUUCUACCCAAUGUGUUGUCCUUAAAAGAAGCCUUACAAAAGGCUCGUGAAUGGACAGCUAAAGUGGAAGCUAUUCAGAGCGGCAGCAACUAUGCUUACUUGGAACAGCUUGAGAGCUUGUCUGCUAAAGGACGCCCUAUCCCUGUGCGCCUCGAUGCCUUGCCUCAAGUGGAGUCACAAGUAGCAGCAGCGCGAGCCUGGAGGGAGCGGACGGGGCGGACCUUCCUUAAGAAGAAUUCCAGCCAUACAUUGUUACAGGUGCUAAGUCCACGAACAGACAUUGGUGUAUAUGGCAGUGGCAAAAACAGAAGGAAAAAAGUAAAAGAAAUAAUAGAAAAAGAAAAGGAGAAGGACCUAGACCUUGAACCUUUGAGUGACUUAGAAGAAGGACUGGAGGAGACGAGGGACGCAGCCAUGGUGGUGGCAGUUUUCAAAGAACGAGAACAAAAGGAGAUUGAAGCCAUGCAUUCCCUCAGAGCAGCCAACCUAGCCAAGAUGACCAUUGUGGACCGCAUAGAAGAAGUAAAGUUUUGUAUUUGCCGCAAGACAGCGAGUGGGUUUAUGCUACAGUGUGAGCUCUGCAAAGACUGGUUCCAUAAUGGCUGUGUUCCCCUUCCUAAGUCAGGUUCCCAGAAAAAGGGAUCCAGCUGGCAAGCCAAAGACGUAAAAUUCCUUUGCCCUCUCUGCAUGAGAUCCCGGAGGCCGAGGCUAGAGACUAUUCUGUCACUCCUGGUAUCCCUUCAGAAGUUGCCUGUACGAUUGCCUGAAGGAGAAGCACUGCAGUGUUUGACAGAGCGUGCUAUGAGUUGGCAAGAUAGAGCACGACAAGCUUUAGCCACAGAUGAACUGUCUUCUGCCCUGGCCAAACUCUCUGUGUUAAGCCAGCGUAUGGUAGAACAAGCAGCCCGAGAAAAAACUGAAAAGAUUAUCAGUGCAGAACUCCAGAAAGCAGCCGCCAAUCCAGACUUACAGGGACACUUACCUAGUUUCCAGCAGUCUGCUUUUAACCGGGUGGUGAGCAGUGUAUCCUCUUCCCCCCACCAAGCGAUGGACUAUGAUGAUGAAGAAACAGACUCUGAUGAAGAUAUUCGAGAGACAUAUGGCUAUGACAUGAAGGAUACAGCCAGUGUAAAGUCCUCUAGCAGUCUGGAACCCAAUCUCUUUUGCGAUGAAGAGAUUCCUAUCAAAUCGGAGGAAGUGGUGACCCACAUGUGGACAGCACCUUCAUUCUGUGCAGAGCAUGCAUAUUCUUCUGCUUCUAAGAGUUGUUCUCAAGGUUCUAGCACUCCAAGAAAGCAGCCUCGGAAGAGCCCUUUGGUUCCCAGAAGUUUGGAGCCUCCAGUAUUAGAAUUGUCUCCUGGAGCAAAAGCCCAGUUGGAAGAACUCAUGAUGGUUGGAGACCUCCUAGAAGUGUCUCUGGAUGAGACACAACACAUAUGGCGGAUUUUGCAGGCCACACAUCCACCCUCAGAGGACAGAUUCUUACAUAUCAUGGAGGAUGAUAGCGUAGAAGAGAAACCAUUAAAAAUGAAAGGAAAGGAUUCUUCAGAGAAGAAACGGAAGCGGAAAUUAGAAAAGGUAGAACAGUUUUUUGGAGAAGGAAAACAGAAGACCAAGGAGCUAAAGAAAAUAGAUAAACCUAAAAAGAAGAAAUUAAAAUUAAAUGUGGACAAAUCAAAAGAGCUGAAUAAAUUGGCUAAGAAGUUAGCAAAAGAAGAAGAGCGAAAGAAAAAGAAAGAAAAGGCUGCUGCAGCCAAAGUGGAGCUUGCGAAAGAGAGCACCGAGAAGAAAAGAGAGAGAAAGGUGCUGGAUAUCCCUUCAAAGUAUGACUGGUCGGGCGCAGAGGAGUCUGAUGAUGAGAAUGCUGUAUGUGCAGCACAGAACUGCCAAAGGCCGUGUAAGGACAAGGUAGACUGGGUACAAUGUGAUGGUGGCUGUGAUGAGUGGUUUCAUCAAGUUUGUGUUGGUGUAUCCCCAGAAAUGGCUGAAAAUGAAGAUUACAUCUGUAUAAACUGUGCAAAGAAGCAGGGGCCAGAUAGCCCAGGCCACGCACCACCUCCUCCCUUCAUAAUGAGCUACAAACUACCAAUGGAGGAUCUUAAAGAGACCAGUUAGCAGAUGUUUGGUUAGCUUGCAACAUGGGGGGAAGUGGACCACACUGAGACCUUACUCAUCAAGCAGAGUGGUUCUCACCACUCAGAAUGUUGUUUCCACAGAUGAAUGGACUUCAGAAGAAGUCCUCUUAGUGCUGGCUGCCUGUCUGCAUGGACUGUGUGGGCUCCAUUGCCUUAUCUGUGCAGAGGAUGGCUUCCCAGGUGCAGCAGCCAAGUAUCUCAACUCCUGACUCCUUUGGGUGUGGUUUGCUGAGUUAAGGUCAGGUUCUAAUGGAGCUCUCAGGAGGCUGUUCGGCACUAACACAUUGAUGUACUUAGUGGGGCAUAUGAGAAGUGGCUUUCAACCAGCUGGUGUUAGCUGUAGAAGGUUACAACUUAACGGUGGUGCCAUGGGAAGGCCUGAUUAUUUGAAUCUCCUUAGGGUAAUUGGAUAGGAGUCAGAGUACAACUCUGUCCGUAAUUACUGACACACAUGCCCUGCUGAUCCAGUUAGGAGAAGCAGGCCAGAGUUAUCCCUUCUAGAAGUCUUGGGGUGGCAGUGCAGUCUACGGACCUCAGCUGCUUGUGCUUAUUUACCAAUAAGAAAAUUCUCCAGAAGAGCCCCUCACUUUCCUCAGGAAGGUUCAAAAUCUGACUAGACUGGAUUCUGGAAGGAAGGGAGGGGUUUUUUUGUUUUGUUUUAUUUUGUUUGUUUUUUUUCUUACUUCAAGGCAAGUAGCCCAUUGGUUUGAGAAGUCCGUCUGGGUCUGUGUUUUAGCGAAGAAAGGUAGGUGCACGGAUCCAGGUUUCUGGAGGGAGUAGGGAUGACAAGUGAGAACAUUCUACUGAGCCUCAGUGAUGCAUGCUUAUCUGGGAAACCCUCAUUCACAAGUAUUCCAGACUCCACCAUGCUUCACGCAUGGCCAUGAGCAAGACUGGCAAAUAACAGCUUUUGCCUUGCAGCCCUAACCCUAGUGCUUGUAGUUUCCAACAUGGUCCCAGCAGAUGUUGAUGAAUAACACCAUGGCUUCAUCAGAGGAUGUGGGGCUGUAGGUCCUCUGGGUGUGAAGCUGUUCUAGUAAAUCCGUUUUUAAAAAGAAAGACUUGUUUUUACUUUUUUCUAAAUGUCUCUGACUACUGACUGUUCUAUAGAUUAUUUUUCCUUUUUUGAUAUACAUAUAUAAAUAUAGAUAUAUAUAUAUAUAUUUACUGUUACCAGCAGCGUAUGAUAGAGUUUGAGCAUCAAAAAUCCAUUUGGGAACUUGUAUUUUCUUUCGCUUUUUGAUAAAGAAAUCCCAUUCCUUCCUUGUAGUACAAGGAGCUAGCACUUCGUUCUUCAUUCUCGCCUAAGCAUAUCCUCCAUUUUUCUUCUAUUCUAUUCAAGAAGAUAAUAUAUUUCUUCCAUGUUGGGACUUGGUCCCUGUCUGUUGGGCAGCUUGGUCUUAUUCUAGUCAGUGCUGAAUGUUUUGUAUGUUUGAAACUAUGGUGCUGUGCCCCCCUCCCAGCCCACCCCCAUUGGGUUCUGUGUUCUUAUGAAGGUCUUAGUUGUAGUCUAUAAACUCCACAACAAGGGGACUAAUAUAUUUUAAAGGACAAAAAGGUUUUCUAAAAAUAGUGUUUAUCUUCACUAUCCUUUGUUCUUUAUUUUAGUUUAAGAAUCUGCAGUUUGACUUAAACUCAUCAUUUGUCCUAUUAAAGGGGGCAUUGAGCAAACCUAGAAAGUUUGUAGCCUCUGUUCCCCUUUGCCCCAGUCUCUUAAAGAAAUGUCUUCUAGUAACUAGAAGUGAGAUGUACUGUCCAGUUACAGACUGUGUGGGUAUGAGGGUUACCUCAAAAGGCAUCUUAGGAAAAGAAAAAGGUUUCUUACAAAACCCCUAUCCCAAGUGCUAACCAGGCUUGACCCUGCUUAGCUUCCAAGGUCAGAUGAGACACAUACAGGUGGUACGGCUGUAGGUACAACAUCCAGUUUCUGAAAAAUGCUUUCUCUGGUUUAUACUACCUACUUUUUGGUCUCUUUACUUAAUGUUAAGUAAUAUAGCUUGACAAGUUACGUUGUUUGAAUGUGUUGCUAUGCUUGUGUCUUGAAUUUCCAUCUCAAUGUGAGUAUGAGUUAAGAUUUCAGUAGUGUUUACAAGGUUAAUUAAGUAAACAGUUAACUUCACACAUUUUCAUUUUGCCAAACAUGAAGAUUAUCACUUCAGAAUUUUAUUUGGUUAUUGUUAUAAUGAAAAAAGCACAAUGUAAGAAAUAUUUUUAGUCUUUGUAAAAGACUUACUCUUAGUAAGAAACCUUUUAGUCUUUGUAAAAGACUUGAAAUACCUGUGGUUUAAAAAUUGAGUGUACACCAACCCUUCAGAAAUUUACAGUGUAAGUGAUAGAAUCCCAGAAUACAUUUUACACUUUUGAUUUUUCCUUCCAAUUAACUACUUUCCAUUAACUGUGUUAUCAAUAGUAAAGUUGGGGAUACUGAAAGGUGACUGUUUGAGUAAUAAUUUGUGUUCUUUGUACAGUGUUUGUCUGUUGGAGACCUCAGAGAUAGGCAGUCUGUACCUGUGAAUAGCUGCCUGUCAUCUUCUGAUGUUUUGAAACUUUUAAAUAUAUAAUUUAAUUGAUUCAUUUGACUCUUCUGUACUUAUUUGAAGAAUUUGAUUUGUCUUAAGUAUAGAUUUAGACAAAAACUCAAAAGACCAUAAGAGAGAGGCUGGUUAAGAAUACUGGCUCCUCUUCUAGAGGUUUAUACAGGUUCAGUUCUCAACACUACAUGGUGACUCACAGCCAUCUGUGUCGUCCUCUUCUGGAUUCCAAGAGCUCUGUACACAUGUGGUACACAGAUACAUUCUAGAAAUACUCACAAAUAUAAGUAAUGAAAAUCUUGUUUAAAAUUUUCUUUUAAGGAUAUAAGAGAAGCUAGCACUCCACCCACAAAUUAAAAACCCUAUAGUUUGUGAGUUAAUGAAAUAAGACUCAUCUAUUUAAGGAGAAGUAGAUGUUCUAAUGUAAAACUUUGUUUCACGAGAAUUACAAGUAACUCCAUUCUUCUGUAUCAUUUGUUUACAUUUUGUAUUAAAACUUGAUUUAUGUUUCUCUUUCUGCCUCCUCAAAGUUGCAGUUCUUCAUUAUUAGCAUUUUAACUUAAGCAUUUAAUAUUUUUUAAACUAUUUCUCAUUGCCUUCAUUACAAAUAGUUUGACAAAGGUAACAUGGAAUGAAAAAAAAGUUGAAGUAUGCCUGCUGUUUUGGCACACUCAGUAAACUAGCCAGGGCUACAUAAUGAGACCCUGUCUCAAAAAAAAAAAAAUAGGAGUUAAGUCUUUGAUAAUUGUUCACAGGGAAGGCCAAUUAGAACUGUGCAGUCCCCAUGUUCAGAAGUACAAGGGAGCAGUAGUUACUGGUCCUUAAUUGGAGGAGAAGAGGUGGCAUCAUCAUCCUCUCACAGACGUUUGUUUCACCUCCUGGCGUUCCUGCAAAAGCCAUGCGCAGUGGCUGCUAUGAGCCAACUCUGCCCAUCUGACUCUGACUUGAGCCGCAGUGAGAGAAUGAAUUACUGUGUCAUACUUGGAAGAGCUGAAAGGCAGACAGACAUUCAGUCUGUGAUGGCCCAUGACCUGACAGGAACAUGGCAGACACUGCCAGGUCCUGGAGUCAGCAUGAUUUCACAAAUGCUUCCCUUCCCUUCCAGCUCGGCUUUGUGUCCUCAACUGGGCCUGAGAAAUGUCCAUUUGUUCUUCUUAGUUUGCUGGACAGAGUUCAGUGCACGUAAAGAAACUGCUUGUCAGCUGGGCAUGGUGGUAUACACUUUUAAUCCUGACACUUGGGAGACAGGCAGACUGGUUUAUACAGUGUGUUCCACAACAGCCAGAGCUGCAUAAUAAUAGAACUUGUCACCAAAAAAAAAAAAAAGAAAGAAAAGAAACUGCUUGUCAGUGUGUUAAGUGUGUCAGCCAGUAAAGUAGAAAUGAUGGAAAAAUAAAGCCUGCCUUUGCCAAGCAGUUUAGGUGCACGCUUUUAUUUCCAGCACUCAGGAGGCAGCAGCAGGAAGAUCUCUUUGAGUUUGAGGCCAACCUGGUCUACAGAACAAGUUCAAGGACAGCCAAGGCUACAGAGACCCUGCGUCAAAAACACAAAGCCUUCCUUUCAAAAGGUUAAAACUGUCUGCCUUUGGGAUAAAACAGCAAUUUGGAGUAGAUGUUGGAAACUGCAAAGUGUGAAGAUUCUAAGCUGUUGACGUCCCAAAUAACCCAGAACCCAAGUCCCACGAAGUUUCACAUGUGAAUUAGCUUUAUGUGUGCAGAGUGUUGCUUUCAUAGUAGGUCCUUAAGCACACUAUCUUUCAGGUUGCUGUCCCUUUAAAUCAAACCACACCAUUACUUUGAGUAUGACUUUGCCACGUGGUAUUUUCAACACACGGGGAAAGAGUGGACAUUGAUGUCUUUGAGAUUGGAGUAUUCCCUUGGCCUGGAUCCACUCACCACUGUACAACAUAGGAUAUACACUGGGAAAGGAUAGCGUUGCUCUCCUACAGUAAUGUGUCUGUCUAAACAGUAUAUUUUAAGAACUUCAGCCUCCCCCAGUUGAUGAUCCCUUUACAUUAAGUUGUGCCAGGGUUGUUGAUUGUGUAGAAGAGUGAUGUGACUUAUUUGCCUGAGUAAAUUGUUCUCAGACUUACAACCUUCCUUCGCCAGCCCAGGCCUACAAUGUUUUCAGCCUCUGAGACUUAAACUGCUGAAUAGCUCACCCCUUCUAGCUCUUUGUGAGCUCUGGCUUUUCUCUCUGCUCUGCUUGAAUUGCUCUGAUUAGCCUCAAACUAACUCUAGCAAUCUGUUCCAAUCUUCUGGCUCCUUCUCAUUCUGUCUUUACCAGUAUCCUUGUGUCUAGCUUGUUUUCUCUUCAACCUGUCACUGUAAAACUCUCCUAGUACAACUGUCUCUGAAUUCCACAAACUCCGCCUGCCUUUGAACUGAUUGACUCAAACGAACUGAACAGAACUGACUAGCACUCGAUCUGCAUGCCUCUUUCUCCUGAGAGCUGGCGUUAAAGGUGUGUACCCCCACAUCUGGACUUCUUGUUACCUGAAAUUUGCUUUAUACAGACUGGCCUUGAAUUCAGAGAUCUUACCUAGGUCUCCUGGGAUCUGUAUUCCAGGCAGAUCCCACAAACCUAGGUUUUGGAAGGUGAUCUCUUACCAGAACAGCCAUGUUCUGAAUUAAGGAAUAUUCCUUAUGGAAAUUAUAACUUGAUUUCAUGAUGUUUAAGCAUGUUUUUUGUUUGUUCUUUGUUUUUGUCUGAACUGUGGUUAAUUUUAUUACGUCGUUUGUUUUCCAUGAUGUUUGUGCUCAAAAUUCCCCAUCCCAACUCUCAGUCAGUCUCAUCAUUUCUAUUGGUGGUGAUCUCAAAUGGUUAUGUAAAUGUAAAUCCUGAGAAUAAGUACUGAAAAUCCUGAGGGAAUUAGCCAAUAAAAAGGAGCCGUUUUUAACCUGGA
Molecule: messenger RNA, 10937 nt
Organism: Rattus norvegicus (Norway rat)
Lineage: Eukaryota; Metazoa; Chordata; Mammalia; Rodentia; Muridae
Gene: Kdm5a
Product: lysine demethylase 5A
Exons: 28
Coding region: 409-5481 (1690 amino acids)
Biological process (GO): facultative heterochromatin formation; positive regulation of DNA-templated transcription; epigenetic regulation of gene expression
Cellular component (GO): nucleoplasm; nucleus; protein-DNA complex
Molecular function (GO): histone H3K4me/H3K4me2/H3K4me3 demethylase activity; chromatin binding; transcription coactivator activity
Source: RefSeq, marked validated